This is a messenger RNA of Nerophis lumbriciformis (worm pipefish), 2856 nucleotides long. The record is from RefSeq and is a predicted model, not a curated record. NCBI's taxonomy places the organism in Eukaryota, Metazoa, Chordata, Actinopteri, Syngnathiformes, Syngnathidae.
AUGAGUCGAGUCAAGCCACGAGGUUACGACGAGUCAAGUCACAGCGUAAUGUCGACUCGUCGAGCAGAGUCACAAGGUUAUGUUGAUUCGAGCAGAGUCACGUGGUUACGCCGAGUCGAGCAGAGUCACGUGGUUACGCCGAGUCGAGCAGAGUCACGAGGUUACGACGAGUCGUCACAGGACUCAACCUCAGUCGGGUCCUCAGUGGAGGACCAAGUGAGGUUAAAGCGAGGCCGCCUCGCAGAGAAGCUCAGUGAGAAACUGGCCCUCAGACCGGGGCCCCUCGAUCUGCUCCAAAAGAAAAUAAUUCCUCUAGACUCUACCCUCAACACAACAGUAAAUCAUGGCAAGUUCCCCAAGCAAGAGGACUCUUAUGCCUUUGAGGAGGACAGCAGCAGUGAAAGUUUGUCUCCUGAACAACACCACAGCGAUGAGUCUCAGAGUUCAGCAUGCCCUCCGUCCGAGAUGAUCGGCAGUUUGCCCUCCUCGUCUUCCUCACCUGCGCUCGCCAGCACUCAGCAGGAGGGCACAACCAGAGAGCCAUCUGACCAAAGCCAGGAUGAAGUUUGCAACAACCACGCGACACCCCCAAUACCAGUCCCUGCUAUUGUCAAGUCUAAGACAUCAGACAAGAACCGCCAUAAGAAGCCCAAAGAUGUGAAGCCCAAAGUGAAAAAGCUGAAAUACCACCAGUAUAUCCCGCCAGACCAGAAGGCCGAUAAGUCGCCUCCACCUAUGGACUCUGCCUAUGCCCGACUCCUCCAGCAGCAGCAGCUCUUCCUGCAGCUGCAGAUCUUAAGCCAACAGAAACACGCUCAAAAUCACUCCCAGUCGCAGCAACAUACACACUCUCUACAGAUGCAAGGCCAGGCUCAGCAGCGACAACGUGGCUUCAGUUACCAGCCACACCCACCAGCACAGAUGCAGAAAGGUUCCAGUGAGCAGUUGUCUGGCUGUACCCCCAGUGGUCCAUCCAACUCUGGCGACAGCAACUCUUCCUCACCAAUCAAGACCACAUAUCCCAACCAAAGCACCAUCUCCUCAGUAAAACCUGGACCUCUUCCAGCCAACCUGGAUGACCUUAAAGUUUCCGAGCUCCGGCAGCAUCUUCGCAUCCGUGGAAUGCCUGUGUCAGGUACCAAGACGGCUCUCAUCGAGCGACUCCGACCCUUCAGGGACUCCAAUUCGGGCUCAUCGCCUUCAGGCUCUUCCGAUAUCACCACAGUGACCUUCCCAGUUACGCCUUCUUACCAAUCUCCGUCGUCUUCCAGCACCUUGUCCCAGGGAGGUUAUUACCCCUAUCCCAGCACCUCUUCCACCCCACCAAUCUCACCAGCGUCCUCUGAGCAUUCCCUUAGCGGCUCCCUCCCAGACAGUUUCAGCGAUGUGCCCAUGUCCUCUCCGCCACAGUUCGCGCUGCAAGCCUCUCCAGGACGGCUCGGAGCAGAUGACACCUUGGGAGGGGUUGGAUCGCGAGCGGGAGAAGGUGGAGGAAUGGAAGGGAUGGAUACAGAAAAAGACAAAAUGCUGGUAGAAAAGCAAAAGGUGAUUGAAGAGCUGACAUGGAAGCUACACCAGGAGCAAAGACAGGUUGAGGAACUAAAGAUGCAGCUACACAAGAGAAAACGCUGCUAUGGAGGGACACAAGGCACUAUCGUCCCAUCUCCGUCCCACAAUCUCGCCAUGCACAAUCAGACUCCAGCAAUGAUGGGCCAUCAUCCCUACGAGGUGAACAUCAAACAAGAGCCAAUGUCACUGUCUUCAAGCUGCCCGCUCUCCUCUCCCAAACAUAUCAAGAGCUCUCCUGGGAACUGCAUGGAGGACAUGGGACACUGCAACACCAUGCUCCCUAAUAUGGGGGGCGAUUGCGGGCCACAGUGUAUGAAGCCAGCCCCUUCCUCCGGCAGCCCAUCCACCAUGACGGCUUUCCUCAGCCCGCAGUGCUCACCGCAGGACUCGCCCAUCGGGAAGCCUGCCGGAAGCCCCCAGCCGUCGUCUCCUAGCAACCCUUACAUACUAUCAACUCCGGUAGGGAGGGAUGGCUGUGGUCCCCCCAACCACUGCAGUACCGGAGGAUGCAUUAUGCAGGUACAUCAUAAGAAUGGCUCUCAGGCUGUCAACUGUUCCUACCCUGCAGACCAAAGAGGCCUUCAGGGAGUUUAUUCCAAUACAUCUGAUUAUAGCCUUAAUCACAAUGGAUCAGCCAAGCUUGGCAACCCAAAUAUGCAACCAAAGCAGCUGACCCGAAGUCAGCAGAUGGACGAACUUUUGGAUGUCCUCAUAGAAAGCGGAGAGAUGCCAGCUAACGCCAGAGAAGAGAGGGAGAGGUCCUCUGUAACCAAAGUCUUGCCUCACAUUACUGUGUUCCCAGGGUACCCCAGCCUACUCGUCCCAAGGCUCCACCGCCACUACGAGCACCAAUCGCCCACACAGCUUCAUUACGACCAUCUGGAGACUCUGCUGGGCCCAAUGAGCAGGGGAGGCGAGACAACCUCUCUUAAGAUGACCACCGACGACGGGCGCCAAGAAGAUGAAGGAAACGGCGACGGAUACAACAGCCCCCACCACCAGUGCCAUCCUCAUCAUUCCCAACAGGACAAAGUCGGGGCCAACAUCACGCCUCUUUCCCCGCUGAACAAAGUGUCUUCUGUCCCUGAGGUUCAGGGGAUGGUUAGCAUGGCUUUCAGUGAAACCCCAUGGGAGACGAUGGAGUGGCUGGACCUGACGCCACCCACCUCCACCGCCGCCUUCAAUGUUCCGACACCGAUUGUGCCCAGCAUUUUCAAUGCAGAGUUCUUAGAUGUCAACGACAUAAACUUAAACUCUUCGAUGGACCUUCAUCUGGAGCACUGGUGA